AUGACUGAGAUGAGCGUUAUACGCAAGUCAAAUAAAGAAACCAAGAAAUACCAUCCACGACCCCGACCACCCGAUAGGAAAGGCAAGCUCCCUGAAACUGAUGACUUUUUCAUAAAUCGCGAGUACGUAGUCCCGUGGAAUCGAUUGAGGAGCUUGUGGACCGUCUAUUUCGGUUUACAAAAAGAAUUUCCAGAGGGCGUUGGAGUUAAAAGAAUUAAAGAAGCGUUAACGGACUGCGUGCGGUACAGAAAUAACGCGCUGGAGUAA
Messenger RNA from Paraglomus brasilianum, 267 nucleotides. Lineage: Eukaryota; Fungi; Glomeromycota; Glomeromycetes; Paraglomerales; Paraglomeraceae. The record is from the annotation of a GenBank genome assembly.